Molecule: messenger RNA, 456 nt
Organism: Parnassius mnemosyne (clouded apollo)
Lineage: Eukaryota; Metazoa; Arthropoda; Insecta; Lepidoptera; Papilionidae
Source: the annotation of a GenBank genome assembly
AUGACUAAUGUCAUCCGCGCGACCACUCUAAGUAUUGGUGUGUGCGUGCAAAAGGAAAGCUCGGGGCAGCAGCAUCAGUGGAGCAGCUGGAGCGCAGACGUGCUGCGGCGGGCGGCGCUCAGCGAGCGCGCGCCCGACGUGCAGGCGGCGGCCGCGCGCCUGCUGCAGCACCUGCAGCGCGAGCAGCAGCGCGCCCAGCAGCAGCAGCACCCGCAGCAGCAGCAGCAACAGCACCCGCAGCACGGCGUGCCGUGCGCGCGCCUGCUGGCCGCGGCGCAGGACGCGCACGACGUGCCGCGCCUGUUCCUCGCCACGCUAUUCCUGGCCAACGCCGGUAAUGUGGAGGUGGUGCAGGGACCUCCGUUGACUUUAAACUCGUUUUCUGUGCGUGUGCUGUCCACCGACGAGCGCCUGUACCGUGCGCUCGCAGACGCAGACGAAAACUUCCUGCGAUGA